Anarrhichthys ocellatus (wolf-eel) is the source of this 2216-nucleotide messenger RNA. It is a transcript of the gene trmo, whose product is annotated as tRNA methyltransferase O. The coding region runs from base 101 to 1636 and encodes 511 amino acids. The transcript is spliced from 6 exons. The record is from RefSeq and is a predicted model, not a curated record. Lineage: Eukaryota; Metazoa; Chordata; Actinopteri; Perciformes; Anarhichadidae.
CAAACUCCCACGUGUUUCACGAGCGGUUUGUUGCUGUUUAGCCAGCUAGCUGAAAGCUAACUGAUUCUGUUAUUUUUGUCAUCCUUUAUAUUUGAGUAAGAUGAGUCCUCUGUGUGACUGCUGCGGCGAGCACGUUAAUAAACUGAAUCAGCAGAUUUCCGUGAUGAGAAAGGAAAUCAAGAACUUGAGGCAGAUGUUGGACAGUGCGGUUCGAGGUCAUCACAAACACAUGAUAUCCAUUCAGUCUGCUGUGUCAAAGAUUGGACUCUGUGAACCUGAUAAAGACCAGACACCACCACCGUCUGCACCAGCAGCAUCCCCACAGGCUGCACUAGAGCAAGGAAACAUCCAGACAGUCCCGAUUGGUUACAUCACUUCCUGUUUCUCUGUGAAGAAUGGGACACCCAGACAGCCCACCAUUUGUGGCCCCUCAAGGGCCGAACUGCGCAUCCAGCAGAGUGUCUUCAAUAACCCUGAGCAUGCUCUGGUGGGUCUGGAGCAAUACUCCCAUGUCUGGAUCAUCUUUCUCUUUCACAAAAAUGGGCACUUGAGUUACAAAGCCAAAGUGAAGCCUCCUCGACUCAACGGUCAGAGAGUUGGUGUGUACUCGACACGCAGUCCCCACCGACCAAAUGCCUUGGGCCUAACUCUAGCUAGACUUGAUAAAAUAGUAGGGGAUACAAUACAUCUUUCAAACAUUGACAUGAUUGCUGGAACCCCAGUGCUGGACAUCAAACCCUACAUCUCAGAGUACGACAACCCCGACUCCAGGAUGAGCUCAGAUGAGACAACAGAUAUAUUAAACCUCCAAAAAGACUGUGAUGAUCAGUCAGGCCUAAAAAUGGAAAGAAGUGAUGAUGAUGAUGAUGACGUUUGUAGUUUCCUCUCAACAGACAAAUCUGAAGCUGAUAUUUUAGUCACAGAUUCCUCUCAGUCAGUCAGUGCUCAGUUUUCGCUUCACAAAGAUCUAAACGACGUGCUGGAGGAGGUCGAGGCCUAUGUGACCCAAAGGGACCUUUGCCAGCUGAGUUGUGCAAGAGAGGAUGAAGUUUCAGACUCUCCCAAAACCAAACCACCAGAUGCCACUGUGGACCACCCUUGCUAUGGAGAGGAGGCCUACAGUACCAUUGCUGGCUGGAUCAGAGAGCCUCCUGUUAGCAGUUUGGAGGUGCGCUUCACUCCUCAGGCUGAGAGGGAGUUAGCAGACUUCCUUCCCACACACCUGUCAGGUAAACCGAACUUCCAGGGCCCUCUGAAAGUGACAGACCCAGGUUCAAGUUCCUUCGCAGUCCAGAGGAAGCUGCUGCCGCUAUCAGAGGGGUGCUGUCAGCAGACCCACGGUCAGUCUACAGGAGGACACGCUGCCGAGACAGACUCUUCUUCUUCACCCUGGACACGGCUGACAUCACCUGCUGGUUUGGACAAGGCUUCGCUGAGGUACUGCAGGUCCGACCUGUGGAGCAACACAUUGCUUCAAUGUGAGAACCCCUUUCAGGGAAGCUUCACAGCUGGAAAGACUCCGUUUUCAUGUUUGUUGAGGAACAAAAACAGAGCCUGUCAAAUGGGCCUCAUCUCAACAUUUCCAGGUACUUUCUAUACUGACAAAUGUUUAGACCUUCUAAAAUCAGACACAUGAAAGCCAAGGUACAUUCAAUUUAAUAUAAGUAGAUCAAAUAAAAGAUUUUUGAAACGUAUGUUUUUCUUUUUUUUGUUGUACUCGUUUAUGUUUCUGACAAGAAGCCCCAAUGGUGAUGAAAUGGUUGUACGUGUUCAGUACAAGUGAUCUAGAAAUACGAGUGAUUGUGCAAAUGUAUUAAAUUAUCAAAUGUAGUAAAUUAUUGAGUUCUUCUCAUGAACUAUUAAAAGGUUUGCCCACUUCUCUCAUCCAUCUUCAUGAUAUUUUGUGCACGUUUACCUUUGGUCAAGACUUGUUCUGCACUGGUGUAAAAGUUUAUUUGAUGUACAAUUUUUAUUUUCAUGUGUUUUUCAUAUCUGGCCUUCUACCCAACAUAAUGAUCAAGAAUAAGUGGAUAAUUAACCAGUGGUUAAUACUGGUAUAACUGCCUAGAGACCAACAGUGACAGUAAAUCCCUUUCCAGUUAUGGCUUAGAGUGGUGUGUUUUUGAGUCAGAGAGAGGAAGAGAGUGGUGGUGAAAGGACAAAGGAAAUAUUUAUGAUUAAUCUGUUAGAUGCAUGGAUUUACAUCUUCAAAAAAA